AUCGUAGGAGGAGGGUUGAAUAAUUACUCGAGUGAGACAUAUUUUAUCAUCUCUGCAAGGUGGUGAGUACUGCCAAGAUAUCUCAUCCUUGCUUCUAAUUUUUCUCCUCCUUGUCUGUCGCCUCUUUCUUCGACUUGUAACAGAGGUAUGGGAAAUUGUCAGGCAGUAGAUGCUGCAGCACUAGUAGUACAACAUCCGGAUGGAAGAAUCGAAAGGAUGUAUUGGUCAGUUUGUGUUAGUGAAGUGAUGAAAAUGAAUCCGGGGCACUAUGUUUCUCUUAUAAUACCAUUGCCUGCUGAUGGGGAAGAGAAUUUGGAUGAAAAGGCGAAAACAGUGCAGUUUACGCGUGUCAAGCUUCUUAGGCCAAGUGACAAGCUUGUUCUUGGCAAAGCUUACCGGCUUGUCACCUCUCAAGAGGUGAUGAAAGUUUUGAGAGAAAAGAAGUAUGCAAGAAUGAACAAGAACUUGCGCGAGUUGGAUACUGAGGAUCAGAGUUCAAGCAGUGAGGCAGAAGGAAUAAGUUCUGGACCCGAAACACUGAGCCAGGCUAUGAGAAACGAAGGACAAAGGCAGAGGCAAGGAUCAGCAAACAUCGCAGUAGCAAGGUCAAAAUCAUGGCGCCCUUCACUGCAGAGCAUUUCUGAGGCUGCAAGCUAGUGGUUGUUGGUUGUAAAGUUUCAGAACCUUGGAGAAACCAGAUAGAAUUCCAUGGAAAUUGAUUCUUACAUUUAUUCUGCAAUCUCUCAACUGUAGUCCAGUGUGUGAACAUAUAUCAAGCAAUAAGAAGCCUGAUUAGCGUAAAGAGCAAGAGCAAUGGGACUAACAUUAUUUCUAAGUUACAGUUGCCUUGUAUCGUCAUCCAUGUUCUUAGUAGACGAAUGUCAGUGCAGCCAAAGGCGCUUAAGAAGUUUUCUCCCCUAAAAAACAAUCAGCAUUGUUCCAGGUCCUCCUCGUGCAAGAAUCCGCUAGAUAUCUGGUUUAUCAUGUAUGUAAGUUCUCUGCAGUCAGUUUAAAUCACCGCAGAGUGGUCCAUGUUCAUCAAACUGGCUCUUCUGAUGUUAACAUCAACGAAAAGCUAGAAACAGCAACAUAAGAGCUGUUCAGAUAGAACUGUUUACUCUA
This is a messenger RNA of Daucus carota subsp. sativus, 1122 nucleotides long. RefSeq lists its product as uncharacterized. Lineage: Eukaryota; Viridiplantae; Streptophyta; Magnoliopsida; Apiales; Apiaceae. The coding region runs from base 148 to 657 and encodes 169 amino acids. The record is from RefSeq and is a predicted model, not a curated record. The transcript is spliced from 3 exons.